Messenger RNA from Vespula vulgaris, 3243 nucleotides. RefSeq names its product elongation of very long chain fatty acids protein AAEL008004-like. Gene Ontology annotation, molecular function: fatty acid elongase activity. Lineage: Eukaryota; Metazoa; Arthropoda; Insecta; Hymenoptera; Vespidae. The coding region runs from base 665 to 1714 and encodes 349 amino acids. Gene Ontology annotation, biological process: very long-chain fatty acid biosynthetic process; fatty acid elongation, monounsaturated fatty acid; fatty acid elongation, saturated fatty acid. Gene Ontology annotation, cellular component: endoplasmic reticulum membrane. The record is from RefSeq and is a predicted model, not a curated record. The transcript has 8 exons.
GAGUUGGAAAGAAGAGCGUGACAUCGCGGAAGGUAGAUGGGACGGGAGGCGUGUGUAUCAACAUGGCGACUCGGUUAAAAGCAAUGAACCGACGUCGGGCCUGUCAGUCCGCAACUCGCGCGCUCGGUCCGCAUGUUCCAAGCAUACAUACAUACACGCACACACACACACACACAUAUAUAUAGACAUAUUUACAUACAUACACAUAUAUAUCUAACAGUCGUAACUUGUCACCGAUAGAUCAUACUCUCUCUCUCUCUCCCUUAUUGCCGCUCGCCUUGCUUUUUCGGUGGCGGAUUUGAUACAUUCCGCUAUUGUUAUUUUUUCUUCUCCUUUCAUUUUCUCCACGCUUGAUCGUGAUUAUUCGUAAAAAAGUUGUGAUUACAAAAGCAAAGAGGAAAGAAAAGGGGGAGAGGGAGAGAGAGAGACAAAGUCGAGGAGAAGGAAGAAAGGAGAAAGUCGUUCGAUCGGUUUAUCUCGUUCAUAGUGUUGUCGAGCAACGUUUGUGUGUGUGCGUCGGGUUCUUAUAAAAUCGGCGUUAUUACGCCAAUCUAUUACGCAUACGGGACUACGUUGGACUUUCUUGGAGAUUUUGGAGGGAUACGUGCCGAGCCUUUGUUCUGGAUUUCCAGGACGAAGCUGUCCGUCCUCGUCCUUAAACAAAAUGUCGAUUAUAAUGCAAUACGUGGACCGGUUCCACGAGAUCUUGGACAAACACGCAGAUACACGAACGACAAAUUGGCUGUUGAUGAGGUCUCCCUUUCCCACUCUAUUCAUAUGUCUUACUUACAUAUACAUCGUCAAAGUUUUGGGACCAAAGCUGAUGGAAAAUCGAAAGCCCUUUCAACUGACGAACGUUCUCAUAGUUUAUAAUUUGUUCCAAGUGAUCUUCUCGGCGUGGCUCUUCUACGAGUGCCUGAUGGGUGGAUGGUGGGGCCACUAUAGUUUCCGUUGUCAACCUGUGGACUAUUCGAACAGCCCGACCGCAAUAAAGAUAGGAAUGUCCGGAUGGCUGACUGGAGAGUAUUCUCUAAAGUGUCAACCUGUAGACUACAGUGAACGACCCCAAGUACUAAGGAUGGUGCACGCCAGUUGGUGGUAUUACUUCUCGAAAUUUACGGAGUUCAUGGACACGAUCUUUUUCGUACUGAGAAAGAAGAACAACCACGUGUCGACGCUUCACGUUAUCCAUCACGGCUGUAUGCCGAUGUCCGUCUGGUUCGGCGUUAAAUUCACUCCUGGCGGUCACUCGACCUUCUUCGGAUUACUGAACACGUUCGUGCACAUCGUCAUGUACACGUACUACCUACUCGCCGCUCUAGGGCCAAAAAUUCAGCCGUACCUCUGGUGGAAAAAGUAUCUUACGGCUUUCCAAAUGAUUCAAUUCAUAGCAAUAAUGGUACACGCCUUCCAAUUGCUCUUCGUCGACUGCGAUUACCCGAAAGCCUUCGUCUGGUGGAUCGGCAUGCACGCCGUUAUGUUCUUCUUCCUCUUCAACAAGUUCUAUCAGCAGAAUUAUCAACAAAAGAGGACAGCCAGGAAGAUGGCCAGUAAUGGUAUUACAAACGGCAGAGCGAACGGCGUCAUCUCGAACGGCGAUAUCAGUGCCAGCAACGGCACGAUAAGAAGGGACGCUGCGGAUUAUUACGUUAAGGGAGAGAGUUUAGCAGCGACGGAAUUCAAUCUUCGAAAAGGUUAUCUUUUGAACGAGUGACCCAAGCAAGAAGUUCAUCGUAAUCGUCACCGUUCUUCCUCUUCUUUGCCACCAAAUGCCUUCGAGUCACAUCGAGAGCUCGUUAAAACGAUAACCGCAACGUGGAUCUCUCCUCCUUGGCUCCUCCAUCUUCCGCACUCGAUAUUUCAUACUUUUAUUAUCUUUCUUUCUUCGGCCCCUCGAUCACUCCCCGCUCCCUCUAACCUUUCCCUUCCUCUCCCUCUUCCUUGCCCUCGUAGGCACCUUUCCAAAAUCGACCGAGAUAAAAGGAAAAUAAUUUUUAUUCGACCGAAAUUCGCUUUCUCGUCUUCCUCGCUCUUCCUUCCCCUCUAUCUCGUUUCAAAGAUAUACGCGUAUAUCGUUGGAUGACACGUGUCUUUUUAAAGAGGAAGCUUUUUGAAAGGGAAGCGCGCGUACGUGCGUACUAACAAAAGCACGAGUGCUUACGAGUACGUAAUCGACAAGGACGAUCACGUCUCGCGAUAUCGUCCCUCGCGGGAUUUCUUUUCUUCCUCUCCUUUCGAUCAAAUGAUAAUAAUUAAUCGAUACGUUUAAUCGACGCGUUUCCGUAUCUUGAAAAUACUUUACCGCAAAACUCUCGCUAUCGAAGGAAUCGUGACGUUGGAAGGAAAUCCUCUUAGAGAUCGGUUAACUUUCUUAUUCCAUCGUUCUUUUUACUCGUUUCCUCGUUGCAUUCCAUGAGAUUCGCGAUGUGAAUAUUAUUACUCGACUUGCUCGAGCGAAUAGCUUCGAGAGAAUAUCUGGCUCGUUAAAGUGGAAUAUAUAGGUGAGCUCGCGAUGCGUCUAAUGUUGUACAUAAUAAAUGAACGGGCAGUAAUGUUAAACGAUGAGGAACAACGCAACCGUGUAAGCGUAGCGACUUGUCGUGUCGUGUCUCGCGCGUGUGUGAAAAAGAAUGCGUGCGUGCGUGCGGGCGGCCGUGCGUGAAUGCCAUGACGUCGCGCAAAGCGAAGGAAACCGUGGUCUCUAUGAUGUUUUUCAAAAAAAAUAAAAAACGAAACGAAAAAUUAUAUAUACGCGCGCACGCACACACGCGCGCGCACACACACACACAUGCGUAUAUGUGUGCGUGCGCGUGUGUAUGUACACUCGAAGGACGAUCAUGCUCCUGGUUCCUCGUCCACACCGGCUCGUUCGAUUUUUCGACUUCAUCUUUAUUCGCAUCACGUUGUAUUGCGACCACCAAUUUCGCUCGCUUUGGAUGUCUCUCGUACAGCCCUGUAUAUAGAUAGAUUAGUUUUGUAUUAUCUAGAAAGAUCGAGGUAUAUGAUGGUAUGCCGUCAAUACGCUACUAAUAAAAUGAUAUAUAUGUAUGUAUGUAUGUAUGUAUAUGUGUAUAUACAUAUAUGAGAACGAAUUAAAGGGGAUGAUUAUGCGGUUACUUUCUCGAGAAUACAAUCUCUCGAGAUAGUAAAUAAGCGCACAAUAAUCGUAAUUAAUGUGCGCGUGCAUAUUUGUGUAUACAGAUGUUAACACUCGUCGAGAUCAAAGAAAUAUUGUUUUACAUA